This is a messenger RNA of Diorhabda sublineata, 747 nucleotides long. RefSeq names its product matrix metalloproteinase-2-like. Gene Ontology annotation, biological process: extracellular matrix organization; collagen catabolic process; proteolysis. Gene Ontology annotation, molecular function: metalloendopeptidase activity; zinc ion binding. The coding region runs from base 1 to 747 and encodes 248 amino acids. Gene Ontology annotation, cellular component: extracellular matrix. Lineage: Eukaryota; Metazoa; Arthropoda; Insecta; Coleoptera; Chrysomelidae. The record is from RefSeq and is a predicted model, not a curated record. The transcript is spliced from 4 exons.
AUGUAUAGGAUGAACCGAUUGAGUAUCGGUAUAAUAACAGCUCCUUCUGAAAUGGAUGAGAUCAUUUGUCAAUGUGCCAUAGUUGACGAGUGUAAACAGAACAAAACCCAAUCUGUGGCCUACAUGCCUAGCCCCAGUAAUGUUGAUGAGUUUUUUGAGGAUAGCAGAAGAGUGAAGAUCAUGUUAAUCAUUAUAUUAGCUGCAGUACUAUGUUCAGUACUAUGCGUUGUCGACCAACAGUAUGCUAUGAAUUUUCAAGAAAGAUAUAAUAUCCCUGCAACGGGAGAAUUAGAUGAAAAUAUAAUUCAACUUCUAAAUAGACCAAGAUGUAACGUGAGUGAAGCAGCUUCCGACGAUGAUCAUUCUUUUAGAGUUAAAUCAAAAUGGUCAAAAUUUGAUUUGAAAUGGUAUUUCCCUCAGGCAACUACAGAAUAUCUUAAAGUAACCAAAAAGGCUUUUGAAGUGUGGAUUGUACGGGGAAAGCACUAUUUUCGAGUAAAUUGCCAAGGUAGAGGUGAGUGCUCCAGUACAUUUGAUGGUCCUGGAAAGGUGUUGGCACAUGCUUAUUUCCCAAAAGGCAACAGUUGUAUAGAGCUUCAUAUUGAUGCUGAUGAUAAGUGGGUUUUAAGUUUGGAUGGAUCAAGUUCAGAAGAUCAGACUAGCCUACUUAUGGUAUUAAUUCAUGAAAUUGGGCAUAUUUUAGGAAUUGCUCACAGUGAUAUUGAGACAGCAAUAAUGUAUCCAUGA